UUGGACCGAGGUAAACACAGUUAGCUGCAGCUAGCGACUGUUGAAGUGUGCGUAUUCACCGACUUAAAAUGGCAAAGAAAACGGAGUAUUUCGUGGAUUUUUGAAUGUGAUAACGUUAAAGAAAUCUGUAUCCACGCUCCAUCCCUAGAUCUGGAUCUCUUUCCUCAGCCAUGUCGUCACGUGUGUUGCUGCGGCAGCAGCUGAUGCGAGAACAAGCCCAGGAGCAGGAGAGACGCGAGGCCCAGCACCAGGCCUCUGCUUCUCAGCUCCGGGCCUCUGACUCCACUCCAGCUAUCUCUGUCACACUGCCCCCAAAUGCGGCCCGUCCACCUCCAGCGCAGGUGCCGGUGGAGGUGCUGAAGGUGCAGACCCACUUGGAGAACCCCACCAAGUACCACAUCCAGCAGGCACAGAGGCAGCAGGUGAAGCAGUAUCUCUCCACCACUCUGGGCAACAAAGCGGUUACUCAGACGAUGGGUCUGUCUCCUGUGCCACAAUGCAGUUCUGCCCCUGAAGUUGCCCCCACUGCCAGCAGUGCCCCUAACAGUCCCAUGGCUCUGCUCAACAUCGGAUCCAACAAGGAGGAAAUUGACGAUGUGAUCGACGACAUCAUUAGUCUUGAAUCCAGUUUUAAUGACGACAUCAUUACAUUGAUUGACUCAGGUCUCCAGCUGCCCAGCACGCUCCCAGGAAAUCUGUUGGAUGUGUACCAUAGCCCUGGAAUGGCAGCACCUACUCUCACUGUCAGCAACUCCUGCCCAGCUGAUCUUCCAAAAAUUAAAAGGGAAAUUACCGAUUCAGAUGCCAAAGCAAUUAUGAAAGAAAGGCAGAAGAAAGACAACCAUAACCUCAUUGAGAGGAGGCGGAGAUUCAACAUCAAUGACCGUAUAAAGGAACUUGGUACCCUGAUACCCAAGUCUAGCGAUCCCGAGAUGCGCUGGAAUAAAGGCACCAUUCUGAAAGCGUCUGUAGACUACAUCAGGAAGCUACAGAAAGAGCAACAGAGAGCCAAGGAUGUCGAGAUGCGACAGAAAAAGCUGGAGCAAGCAAACCACAGUUUAAUGAUGCGCAUCCAGGAGCUGGAAAUGCAGGCACGGGUCCACGGCCUUUCUACAAACAACAGCAUAUCCUCUAGUCUGAGUUCCGAUACCUCCCUGCUUCAGCAGCAGCCAGUCUCACAGAGUGGCCAGUCCCUGCCUACCAGCGCGGGAAUGGCUUCCUCCUCCUUUAACCUCCUCAGCCUGGGUUCGACAGCUGUUGGACAGCCUCUGCCGGCCUCCUUCCUGUCCCCGCCCUCCUCAGACUCUCCCGCGGGAGUCACCAUCAGCAGCCCCCUGGACCUGGGCAGCCUUAGCUUUGCCGAGCUAGACGACACCUCCGCCUCAGCACUCUAUCCCGACGUUGGCUUGGGAGACAUUCUCAUGGACGAGGGCUGCACCUUGUCUCCAGAGAGGGGGGACGGGUCGCUGUUUUCUCCUUUGUCACCAGGUGCCUCUAAAACCAGCAGUCGCAGGAGCAGCCUCGAUAUGGACGAGGACUUGUGAUGAGCUCUGCGUGGUGGUCACACACCAAGAGAGAGACUGUCCGUAGGGAUAAGAAUGUCAGGAAGUGCAGCCUUGCUUCAAAUAACGCAAGUCUAUUGAUAGCACUGUUGAACUGAACUAACAUGAACGUUGCAUCAGGAGAAAGUUCUUUGCCAUACAGAUGUAAUUGGAACUGUUCCUGUUUGGAGCUGUUUAAACGAUUAUGUCUGGGUUUAUAAAUGCAAUCUUAUUAAAAAUGGAAUUAUGGUAUAAUAGGGACAUGCACAUAAGCAUAAAGAAAUUAUUAAAUAGUUUUUAAGAUUUUCUUCAGAGAUUUAAGAGGGAUAUAAAGUUUGCGUGAAUUUUAUUAUGUGCUCAUUUAUAGGGAAGAAAGCUGUGAGGUUUCUUUUUCAUGACAUUGGCAUGACAAACUGAUCGAGAGAUGCCAAGAUAUAUGUAUAUAUACAUAUAUAUAUAUUCUUUUUUUUUCUUUUUUCAACUGACUGGAAUCAGGUUUUGUUAAUAGCAGUCUAGCAUGCUCAUUCUUGUUGGGUUGUUUCACCAGCAGCUACAGAAGGGAUCUUUGUAAAGUGAAUUGGAACAUUGUUGAAAUAUUGACUUCAUAUUGUAAAUAAGAAUAUUUUAUUUUGAGCAAUUUUAUUGCACCUUAUUUUAUGGCAGUCUAUGCAUUUAAUGAAAGCUUUUGUCUGUUUUAUUACUAUUACACACAGUCAACAGCUAACGCCCGGGAUGCAUGUAUUUGUAAUAAACCUUAAAAGCAGCCGAGAAUCACUUGCUGCUGCAGCUAGUUAGCCAAAGCAGGACUUCUUCCAGAGUAGCUACGAAUUACAAAUCAACAUUUUUAUUUUUUGGAGUAUAUUCAGUGAGUCUCGAUGAGAAAUGCAGAACAAUUUUAUCCUUUUACAAUAGUACUGUAGUUGAUCACAUAUUUUUUGAUACCUGAAUAAUCCUUUGAUAAGUAGUUUCUCUUCUCCUGACUAAUAUCUGUGUUGUCAGUGAUUGUCUUCAUUAACCUCGGUGAUCACUGAGUGAUUUUAAUGGUUAGCAUGUUCUACCAAGAUUGUGGCUUUUUUCCCCCCUGACGAUCAAAAUUGAUAGAACUAACGAUGCAUUAUCGCUCAUUGUAGUAUGAACUCAGAGGGCUUCAGCCUUCUUUUACAGCAACCACUAUCCUCAUGUUAUAUAGUAAGGUAUAACUGUAUGCAGUGUGAAACUUUCAUUGCAUUUAUUAUUCUUAUGAGAUUGCCACAAACUUAAGAAAGGCAUUUAAUUUGACAGAUGCUUAAUGCAACCUUAUGUACAGUUAAUGAAUGUGUGUUUUGAAAAAGUACCUGCAUAUUUGUGUGUCGUUUUGUUUUUUUACACUGACGUACUGUAUCUGAGAAUUUGCUUUGGCUUAAACACGUCUUUCAAAGUUAUUGAUAUGCUUGAAUUUUAAAUUAUUUUUGAGCCGUGGUAACAUAAAAACAAAUCAAUUGAUGCACCCAAAAAAAUGCCUUUUUAAAAAAAAGAUCAUAAUUCUGACUGACACUGAUUUAAGGUGUCCUCUCCUGUUAUUUCUGAACUUCGAAGGCACAUUGUUUUUGAGCUAAAAGCAAAUCCAUUCCACAGCUCAGUGCCACAAAUUGCAUUGUUCUUAGCCCCAUAAGAUUAAAUACCAAUGGUCAACUUUUUCUGCUCAUACUUAACUGCUCUCCAUGAUAUUAACCAUGUCUUACCCCUACAUCUAUUUGAGUGCUAACAUGGACUGUUAAUCUUCUACGUGAUACAGGUAACAUUUGUGUCUUGUCCUUACAACUUGGCUUUCAGAAGAUUGUAAUAAAUAAAUGAUUCC
Messenger RNA from Scomber scombrus (Atlantic mackerel), 3378 nucleotides. RefSeq names its product transcription factor binding to IGHM enhancer 3b (gene tfe3b). Gene Ontology annotation, biological process: regulation of transcription by RNA polymerase II. The transcript has 9 exons. Gene Ontology annotation, cellular component: nucleus. NCBI's taxonomy places the organism in Eukaryota, Metazoa, Chordata, Actinopteri, Scombriformes, Scombridae. The record is from RefSeq and is a predicted model, not a curated record. The coding region runs from base 171 to 1544 and encodes 457 amino acids. Gene Ontology annotation, molecular function: DNA-binding transcription factor activity, RNA polymerase II-specific; protein dimerization activity; RNA polymerase II cis-regulatory region sequence-specific DNA binding.